This is a messenger RNA of Scophthalmus maximus (turbot), 2368 nucleotides long. RefSeq names its product heparan sulfate (glucosamine) 3-O-sulfotransferase 2 (gene hs3st2). The record is from RefSeq and is a predicted model, not a curated record. Gene Ontology annotation, molecular function: [heparan sulfate]-glucosamine 3-sulfotransferase activity. Bases 238 to 1374 code for a protein of 378 amino acids. NCBI's taxonomy places the organism in Eukaryota, Metazoa, Chordata, Actinopteri, Pleuronectiformes, Scophthalmidae. The transcript is spliced from 2 exons.
CAAUUUCCCCUGCGCGUAAUCGCACGAUGCUUCCAAGUUUCCCCGCGCAGCUCGUCAGCCUAUGGAAGGAAAUAAUGCGAGUUACGCGCGGUUGAUGUCUCCAAGAAGAAGAAGAAGAAGAAGCCACCCCUAUCCUGGUAUCCGUCUGACUUUGGAACCCACAUCACCGCCAGCCUCCGACCGCGGACCAAGAGACUCCCGAUGGAAAACCAUGCGGCGCGUUGAACCCAUGGAGACAUGGCACAUAGGCUCCUGUCAUCUGCGAACAGAUUCAGCGCCAGACUCGCCUUCAUCUUCACCGUGUCGCUCUCGUGCACCUACCUAUGCUACAGUGUGAUUUUCUGCCGCAGCGCGAUCAUGAGGAACCAGGGCCACGAGGGGAAGAGGUGCCCGCCGAGCAGGACCGCGGGGGGGAAGAAACUUCUGGCGAACGCGGGCGACUGCGCGUAUUCGCCGGAGGUCCGCUCCGCCCUGGGCGCGCCGGGCGACGCCCGCGCCGCCCGCUCCGCGCCGGGCGACCAGAGGGGAGCCUCCGCGUCGCCGGGGGGCCAGUGGAGCGACGCCAAGUUGGGCAACGUGAGCGCGGCGCAAAAGUACGGGAAUAAGAGGCUGCCCAACGCGCUGAUAGUCGGCGUGAAGAAGGGGGGCACCCGGGCGGUGCUGGAGUUCAUCCGGAUUCAUCCAGAUGUGCGCGCGCUCGGAACGGAGCCGCACUUUUUCGACAGGAACUACGACAGAGGGCUGGACUGGUACAGGGGACUGAUGCCACGGACGCUCGACAGCCAGAUCACGCUGGAGAAGACUCCCAGCUACUUUGUCACCAGAGAGGCACCCAGGCGCAUCUCCGGCAUGUCCCGCGAGACCAAGCUGAUCGUGGUGGUGCGCAACCCGGUCACAAGAGCCAUCUCCGACUACACACAGACGCUUUCCAAGAAGCCCGACAUCCCCACGUUUGACGAGCUGGCGUUCAAGAACAGGAGCGCGGGUCUCGUCGACGCGUCCUGGAACGCCAUUCGGAUCGGAAUGUACAUCCUGCACCUGGAGAACUGGCUGCAGUACUUCCGCCUGUCGCAGAUGCACUUUGUGAGCGGCGAGCGGCUCAUCACCGACCCCGCGGGGGAGAUGGGCCGCGUGCAGGACUUUUUGGGGCUGAAGCGCAUAAUCACGGACAAGCACUUCUACUUUAACCGGACCAAAGGCUUCCCCUGUCUGAAGAAGCCGGAGAGCAGCAGCCAGCCGCGCUGCCUCGGCAAGUCCAAGGGGAGGACUCACGUGCAGAUCGAACAGGAGGUCAUAGAGCAGCUGCAGGAGUUUUACAGGCCAUUUAAUAUCAAAUUCUAUGAAACAGUGGGACACGACUUCAAGUGGGAUUGAGGAUGCCAUUCAGAAACGGUCCUGCUUUUAAAAUUCCUCCAGAGACCCGUUCGAAUGCCAACGACCGUGGGUGAAAAUGUUCAAAUCACCUAGUCUGCUGAACUGUGGCUUUACGCUGAUGAUAGGUGCCAUUUCUUCAGGAGAGUAAAUAAAGACAGAGGUGCUUUUCUUCGCCGUAUACAGGACGUGACAUGUGAAUUCAUCCAGUCGACAGCCGGCGUUAAUCCAUUAACCGAUUCAUUUACCAGCCACCGCCGACACAAGACCCACGUUUCACGACACUUGCUUGAAUAUCCAUCACCUAGAUUGCUUAUUUAUGCGUCAUUUCCAGUCCAAAAUUAACCACUGGUUUACAAAAAACAACAAAAGAGCUCUCGACGUGAAGUUGCAGCAAAAUGUCCACAAACGAAAAAAGAAGAAUGAAACCACCGCAUCAGUUACGCUGCAGUGAAAUUCAUCUCCGUGAUGUCGACUAAAGCUCGCGGGCGGCGGCGACAGAUUUAAUGAACAAAUGUGCCGUAACUGUAGAAGAAACUAUAAUACAUAGAUUAAGAGCGAUGGUAAUCGUUAACAGUUUGUUGAACUCACUUCAGGGUUUUUUUUUCUUCAGUGUUUUCGUAUUUUUGUUGUGAUCAUGGAAAUAAAAGGCAAAAGUGUUCUGUCAAUAAAAGUAUUUAUUGAUAUAUUUUUUCUGGCCUCCACAAAUAUCUAAUAUUUGUAAUGGGAAUGUUUUUAUACUGCGCUAAUCUAGUCUUGAUGAGGACUCAACUUUUUGUGUUUUACACAUCCACCAGUCAGUUGUGGGCUUUGCAUUUCUUUUUUUUUUAAACAAAUCAAAUCGAACUUGAGCCUCAGGUUUACAUACGGGCCAGGUCAUUUAAAAAUGUACUAUCUGCACAUAUGAACAGGCCUCUCACUUUCUUCUCCUGCGGAAUAUCCAACCGAAUAAAUAACCGAGUAGUACCAAGAAGUUUUUAGUGAGCGUCUUGCGAUA